ACUUAUCUCAGUCCCGCCCACACUCGAAUAAUAUUAUACGCCUCUGGCAGCGCCGCCAACGACGAAGCAGGAACAAUAAUGGCGACAGGGAAAACGGUGAAGGAUGUCUCUCCACACGAGUUCGUCAAGGCAUACGCUGCCCAUCUCAAGCGCUCCGGCAAGAUCGAGCUGCCACCGUGGACAGAUAUAGUCAAGACUGGUAAACUUAAGGAGCUUGCUCCAUAUGACCCUGACUGGUACUACAUCAGAGCCGCGUCAAUGGCAAGGAAAGUGUACUUGAGAGGUGGACUUGGAGUUGGUGCCUUCAGAAGGAUAUAUGGAGGAAGCAAGAGGAACGGAAGCAGACCACCUCAUUUCUGCAAGAGCAGUGGUGGUGUCGCUCGUCACAUUCUUCAGCAGCUCCAGACUAUGAACAUUGUCGACCUUGACACUAAAGGUGGGAGGAAGAUCACAUCAAGUGGUCAGAGAGAUCUUGACCAAGUCGCUGGAAGGAUCGCAGCUGCCGUCUAAAAUCCAAGAUCACAAAGCUUUUUGUUUUUUCUUGGAAUGAGUUUUGCAUUGGAAACCAGUAGUGGAAUAUCCCUUCUCUGAUUUUUUUUUGUUUUUCUUUUGAUGAGUUGUUUCUCUUUUGUUCUUCUUCUUAAACUCUGAUGAGCAGACAUAUACGCAAUCUGAUUUAAUC
Raphanus sativus (radish) is the source of this 682-nucleotide messenger RNA. RefSeq names its product 40S ribosomal protein S19-3. The record is from RefSeq and is a predicted model, not a curated record. Gene Ontology annotation, cellular component: cytosolic small ribosomal subunit; ribosome. The transcript is spliced from 4 exons. Gene Ontology annotation, molecular function: RNA binding; structural constituent of ribosome. Gene Ontology annotation, biological process: ribosomal small subunit assembly; translation. NCBI's taxonomy places the organism in Eukaryota, Viridiplantae, Streptophyta, Magnoliopsida, Brassicales, Brassicaceae. The coding region runs from base 79 to 510 and encodes 143 amino acids.